This is a messenger RNA of Lottia gigantea (owl limpet), 654 nucleotides long. RefSeq lists its product as hypothetical. The transcript has 7 exons. Gene Ontology annotation, biological process: glutathione metabolic process; L-phenylalanine catabolic process. Gene Ontology annotation, cellular component: cytoplasm. Lineage: Eukaryota; Metazoa; Mollusca; Gastropoda; Lottiidae. The coding region runs from base 1 to 654 and encodes 217 amino acids. Gene Ontology annotation, molecular function: glutathione transferase activity; maleylacetoacetate isomerase activity. The record is from RefSeq and is a predicted model, not a curated record.
AUGUUACUUUUGUUUCAGCCAAUACUUUAUUCAUAUUUUAGAAGUUCUUGCUCUUGGAGGGUUAGAAUAGCUCUGAAUAUAAAAGGUAUAGAAUAUGAGUAUAAGGCUGUACAUUUAUUAAAUAAUGGAGGAGAGCAGAGAUCUGAAGAUUAUAGUAGUAAAAAUCCAAUGCAACAAGUUCCUAGUUUAGAAACAAGCAAUGGUGAUGUUUUAACACAAUCUUUACCAAUAAUGGAAUAUCUAGAAGAACAGUAUCCAAGUCCUUCUUUAUUACCUAAAGAUAGUAUUCAAAGAGCUCAGAUCAGAGCAUUAGCAGAAAUGAUAAAUUCUGGUAUUCAACCUCUACAGAAUUUAACAGUUCUACAAUAUCUUAAAGAAGAUCAGAAAGCAGAAUGGUCUAAACAUUGGAUUCAUAACGGAUUUGUUGCUUUAGAAAAAACUUUAGAGAAAACAUCAGGAAAAUAUUGUUUUGGUGAUAAUAUUACAUUAGUUGAUUGCUGUUUACCUCCCCAAGUCUUUAAUGCUAACAGGUUUAAGGUAGAUAUGGCAGAAUUUCCAGUCAUUUCCAGAAUAAAUGAAGAUUUGGGUAAAAUAGAGGCAUUUAAACUGGCUCAACCCUCACAGCAACCUGAUUGUCCUAGUGAUCUGAAAUAG